This is a messenger RNA of Symphalangus syndactylus (siamang), 601 nucleotides long. It is a transcript of the gene LY6G6D, whose product is annotated as lymphocyte antigen 6 family member G6D. Gene Ontology annotation, molecular function: acetylcholine receptor inhibitor activity. The record is from RefSeq and is a predicted model, not a curated record. Gene Ontology annotation, cellular component: external side of plasma membrane. Gene Ontology annotation, biological process: acetylcholine receptor signaling pathway. Lineage: Eukaryota; Metazoa; Chordata; Mammalia; Primates; Hylobatidae.
CAAGGGGGAUAUAAGGCGGGCAGAGCCGGGCUGGGGAGGGGGGUGGGCAGGAGGUAGAGGCGAUCCUGACACGGGCAGACUGCGAUGAAACCCCAGUUUGUUGGGAUCUUUCUCAGCUCCCUGCUAGGAGCUGCCUUGGGAAACCGAAUGCGGUGCUACAACUGUGGUGGAAGCUCCAGCAGUUCUUGCAAAGAGGCCGUGACCACCUGUGGCGAGGGCAGACCCCAGCCAGGCCUGGAACAGAUCAAGCUACCUGGAAACCCCCCAGUGACCUUGAUUCGCCAACAUCCAGCCUGCAUCGCAGCCCAUCAUUGCAAUCAACUGGAGACAGAGUCAGUGGGAGACGUGACUUAUCCAGCCCACAGGGACUGCUACCUGGGAGACCUGUGCAACAGCGCCGUGGCAAGCCAUGUGGCCCCUGCAUGCAUUUUGGCUGCAGCAGCCACCGCCCUGACCUGUCUAUUGCCAGGACUGUGGAGCGGGUAGUGGGAGUAGGAGUAGAGAAGGGAACAAGGGAGCAAGGGAACAAGGGACAUCUGAACAUCUAAUGUGAGAAGACAAACAUCCUUCUGUGAGUCAUUAAAAUCUAUGAACCACUCUA